ACUCUCGAGAACUGCGCGUGCGCACGGGCUGCUCAAUCAAGCGAGCAGCGCCCGAAGCUCAAACGAGCCUCGUUUAGUGUAGCGCUAUCACCUCAGUUCAGCCCAAGACUCCCACAGACGCGCGUCUCUCCACGGACUCUCCGCGUCGCCCAUCUGAACCGUGAUACACUGCAUGAGGAUUUACAGAGCGCAUUUCUCAACAGGAUUAUAAACUCAGUCAUUUACAACCUGUCAGGCGGACUUGAGGUGCGUUUUCUUCGAAAGGAAUACACUGGUUCUUUCCAACUUGAGGAAUGGGAUUAACUAGAUCGAAGAAAAGUUGGGAUUUGUAGGUCUGGUAAAAUGGAAAGAUAAAAGCUCGCCUACACAGCUCAGCAAGGUGGAAGCAGCGGUAUUCCCAACGAGAGGAAAUGCACAGAGCCUGGGUUCUCCUCAUUGUAAUAGAAGAGGGAUUUGCCCUGGCACAGAAAAUUAAAGAGACGCAGAAUGCGGGUGAAUCUCUGUUUAACGCUGAGCAGUGCGGCCAGUGGACCCGAAAUAUCAAUGGAGGCCUGUUUACAUCUCCAAACUAUCCUAACUCCUAUCCACCCAACAAGGAGUGUGUGUACAUCCUAGAAGCUCUCCCUCGGCAGAGAAUUCAGCUGGCCUUUGACAAAAUGUACUAUAUCGAACCUUCCUUCGAGUGCCGCUUUGACCAUAUUGAGAUAAGGGAUGGUCCCUUUGGUUUCUCCCCUCUUAUCGAUCGCUUCUGUGGGCCAAAGAGUCCAGGCGUGGUCACCUCCACGGGCCGCUUCAUGUGGAUCAAAUUCACUACUGACGAGGAGCUUGAAGGCUUAGGUUUCCGCGUCAAAUACACUUUUAUAGCAGACCCAGAUUUUCAUUUGCACGUCGGUGGAUUGCUAAAUCCAAUUCCAGAUUGCCAGUUUGAGAUCAGUGGUACAGACGGAGUCAUCCGCUCCAGUCAGGUGGAAGAAGAGGACAAAAUAAAAAAUGGAGACGCAUUGGACUGCAUCUGGACCAUCCGUGCCCCUCCACAGUCCAAGAUAUACCUUCGCUUCCUCGAGUACCAGAUGGAGCACUCAAAUGAGUGCAAGAAGAACUUUGUUGCCGUGUAUGAUGGCAGCAGCGCCAUUGAGAACCUGAAAGCGAAGUUCUGCAGCACAGUGGCCAAUGACGUGAUGCUGGAUACUGGUGUUGGCGUCGUGCGCAUGUGGGCCGAUGAGGGCAGCAGACUCAGCCGUUUCCGCAUGCUUUUUACCUCAUUUGUGGAUCCUCCAUGCUCCAGCAGCACCUUUUUCUGUCACAGCAACAUGUGCAUCAACAACUCACUGGUGUGCAACGGCAUUCAGAACUGCGUUUACCCCUGGGAUGAGAACCACUGCAAGGAGAGAAAGUCCAAGGGGAUCUUUCACCAAAUCACAAAAACACACGGCACAGUAAUCGGCAUCUCUGCCGGUGUGGUUCUGGUCUUGCUCAUCAUCUCCAUCCUGGUGCAAAUAAAGCAACCCCGUAAGAAGGUAGUGGCCCGUCGGCCGGCGGUCUUCAACAAAGGCGGCUUCCAAGAGGUCUUCGAUCCCCCCAACUACGAGUUGUUUUCCCUCCGUGACAAGGAGCUGUCGUCGGACCUGGCCGAGCUGUCGGAUGAGCUGGACGGCUACCAUAAGCUGCGGCGCUCCUCCACCAUGUCCCGGUGCAUCCACGAGCACCACUGCGGCACCCAGGCCUCCUCGGGCGGCAGCAUGAAGCAGAGCCGCACCACGCUCAGCUCGAUGGAGCUCUCUUACCACAACGAUUUCUCCAAGCCGCCUCCCAUGAAGACCUUUAACAGCAGCAACACUGGCACCUUCAAGAAGAGCUGUUACGGCUACAAACAGACUCAGGACUGCGCCGAGCAGGUGAUCGAGGACCGGGUGAUGGAGGAGAUCCCCUGUGAAAUCUACGUGAGGGGUGGGAGCGUAGGAGGGGCCGCGGGCAGCAUCGGAAGCGGCUGCGGGAGCAUUACCAUCCGAAACCAUGGCAGUGCUCGCAGCAGCAACAACACCACCGUGGUGGACCCGGGACAACACUCCAUAUCCAUGGACUUCUGAGAUGGCAGCGAAGGACGAGGGGAACGAGAGCGCAGAACACAGCUGACUUUGUCCUGCAUUGCUGUUUUUAAUGCAUGGACUCCUAUGUCAUGUAGACAAGAGUGAACGGACCGUGCACAGACAGGCAGAGAAGAUGACGUGUGGCUGGAUAUUUUCAUCUAUGUACAUUUGAAAGGAAAGAUUGUAUGUAGUUUUUUGUUGUUGCUUGGCAUUAACUCAUAUUUUGCAUAAUUUGGCACUGUGGAUAACUCAAACUUUGCUCAAAUAAAGGUGACACAUUAUGAACUGAAGUCAAAACCAUCCCCUGCUAUAUCCUUCAAAGCUGUUCACACCAAGGAUGAUAACUAUAAAGUGUUAAUAAUAGAUCUUAUUCUAUGAGAAUUAUAGUGAAGUCCACACCAGAACGAAAUAUUAUGGAAAUGUCUUCGUUCGCAAAUUGCUAGUAAAUUGCAUUAAUUACUAUAGAAAAUGGCAAGUAACACAUUGAAUUAAAUGUGAUACUUUGAAGAGACUAAUAAAGGUAUUUUCUUGUGAAACAUACUGUUAUUUUUCAAUAACACAGGCGGGCAUAAUCAUAAUAAUAUCAGUUGGCAUCACUUUUUCAUCAUUUUUUUCCAGUUGGUGAAUGAUAAAAACAUUGACGAUCAGAAUCCACCAGACGUUGAAGAGCUUGAGCAUUUAAAGUGGCUCUGUGACAUCUUAUGAAUGUUAUGGACAUGUGGAAGCUGAUCUAGUUAUUAAGUUAUCGUUCUUGGUGUUAACAGGUCUUUUACACCAUGCCCAAACCAGACAGAAUAAGACAGGUUUCUAUAUAAUAAUUAAAGUUUAAUAUGCAGCUGUGGUCAUCGCUGCUUAGGGCAACAAAAAAACUAGUUUACAUGAAGACAGGAAUUAGUGUUUGGUUUGGACACGGUGCCACAGCGUACGCAAACACAGACCGGAUUUAUGUAUUUUGCCAUUGGUUUUUAGAUUUUGUUUUAAGCAAAUUCCCCGUGUGCAACUUAUAGUUGUGUCUCAGUGGCCAUUAAAGACCACAGCACAUGAGCUAUACGUUCUGUAUCCUAUAAACACACCGUUUUGGAGGUUCAGCCAAUCCAUUACAAGCUUCAGAUAAAGUGUGGAAAAUUGUAAAAUGAAGCUUACACCUUUUGUAUAGAAAUGAUUCUUUGUUGUUGUUAAAGAAGUAAAAAGAACCAGGAAUAUAUUUUCUGACCAAUAUAUGUUGUAUAUCAAAUUAUAACUGCGCUUCCAUUUCAGUCUUAACAUGAAUAAUUGUGAAGAUGUUGAUGUGAGAGAUGUAUAAUUACAUUUUAAUAAAAUGACACCACCUGGAGUAAUA
Messenger RNA from Carassius gibelio (silver crucian carp), 3426 nucleotides. Its product is annotated as neuropilin and tolloid-like protein 2. Bases 411 to 2087 code for a protein of 558 amino acids. Gene Ontology annotation, molecular function: protein binding. Lineage: Eukaryota; Metazoa; Chordata; Actinopteri; Cypriniformes; Cyprinidae. The record is from RefSeq and is a predicted model, not a curated record. The transcript has 9 exons.